Messenger RNA from Egretta garzetta (little egret), 1014 nucleotides. It is a transcript of the gene CSRP1, whose product is annotated as cysteine and glycine rich protein 1. The transcript is spliced from 6 exons. Gene Ontology annotation, molecular function: actinin binding; structural constituent of muscle. Gene Ontology annotation, biological process: sarcomere organization; muscle tissue development. NCBI's taxonomy places the organism in Eukaryota, Metazoa, Chordata, Aves, Pelecaniformes, Ardeidae. Gene Ontology annotation, cellular component: nucleus; cytoplasm; Z disc. The record is from RefSeq and is a predicted model, not a curated record. The coding region runs from base 313 to 891 and encodes 192 amino acids.
AGCUGUGUUCGCGCGGCGGCGGGGGUUGCUUUAGCUCCAGCAGUUACGGCCCAGCCGCUCUCGGGCGGGUGAAACGGUGGCUGUCAGCUUUGGCGUGAGUGACGCGAGCGCGCUGGUCUCCCACGUGAGAGGGUGGCCGCGUGUUCCCACGGCCUGAUGGCUUGGCUUCGGCUGCUCGCUGCUUUCCCUCACAGCUCAGGUUUGGAUGACACCCCAAAGCACCAGGAGGUACUGGUUCCAUACUGGUUUAUGCCGGCUUGUUUGUAGACCGCUUCCCAAACUGGGGCACCGCGAGCCCGUCUGAACCGCGGGAUGCCAAACUGGGGAGGAGGAAAGAAGUGCGGCGUGUGCGAGAAGGCGGUCUACUUCGCCGAGGAGGUGCAAUGCGAAGGCAGCAGCUUCCACAAGUCCUGCUUCUUGUGCAUGGUCUGUAAGAAGAACUUGGACAGCACCACUGUUGCUGUGCAUGGAGAGGAGAUCUACUGCAAGUCCUGCUAUGGCAAGAAGUACGGCCCCAAGGGCUACGGAUACGGGCAGGGAGCAGGGACGCUGAGCACUGACAAGGGCGAGUCCCUGGGAAUCAAAUAUGAAGAGGGCCAGCCCCACCGACCCACCAACCCUAAUGCAUCCAGAAUGGCCCAGAAGGUUGGAGGUGCUGAUGGGUGCCCUCGCUGCGGUCAAGCGGUGUAUGCAGCCGAGAAGGUGAUUGGAGCAGGAAAGUCCUGGCACAAGUCCUGCUUCCGCUGCGCCAAGUGUGGCAAAAGCCUGGAGUCCACCACCCUGGCCGACAAAGAUGGGGAGAUCUACUGCAAAGGUUCCUACGCCAAGAACUUCGGUCCCAAGGGCUUUGGCUUCGGUCAAGGCGCCGGGGCGCUCGUCCACUCGCAGUGAGGCACCGGGAGCCGGGCUCUCUGCUCGCCCAGGGCUUGCCCAGACCAGCCCGUGCUGCCCGAUGCUUCCCGCACCCGCAGCGAGCAUCCUCGCCGCCGUCGAUAACCACCCGCUGCUUCGCAG